This is a messenger RNA of Photinus pyralis (common eastern firefly), 855 nucleotides long. RefSeq lists its product as uncharacterized. The record is from RefSeq and is a predicted model, not a curated record. The coding region runs from base 1 to 855 and encodes 284 amino acids. Lineage: Eukaryota; Metazoa; Arthropoda; Insecta; Coleoptera; Lampyridae. The transcript has a single exon.
AUGCUGUCGUUCCCACCGCAUUGCUCACACCGGCUUCAGCCAUUAGAUAGGAGUGUGUAUGGUCCCUUUAAGAAAUAUUUGUCAAAUUCUCAAGCUGCCUGGCUCAGGAAUAACCCAGGUAAAUCAAUGACCAUAUACGACAUACCAUCUUUAGUUCGAGAUGCUCUUCCACAAGCAUUGACUCCUAUAAACAUAAUGAAAGGGUUUAAAGUGUCAGGUAUUGAACCGUACAACAGAGACAUUUUUACUGAUGACGAGUUUUUGCCUGCUGGCGUAACGGAUCAACCAUUGCCGAACGCUGAAUCGUCAGCUACCUCGCCUGUGCUUCAAUUAUCUGGUUCCUCAAAUGCUAAUAGUCAAGACAUGUCCCAGCCAUCUACUUCUUCUGCUCAUUGUGAACAAGUGAUCCCAGAAAAUGACUCGUUGAGCCCUAAAAAUAAACAAGAACAUACAAUUCAAGAGCCAAAAGAAUUUUCUCCAGAAUUUGUGCGCCCGUUUCCGAAAGCUGAACAAAGGAAACCAUCUACAAGGGGUCGGAAGAAAAGAAAGUCUGCUGUCUUAACCGAUACUCCAGAGAAAGACGAAUUGGAGGCAGAACAAAACAGCCGGAAGUCGAAGAAAACCAAAGAGAUACAAAAGAAAAAGGUUGAAAAGGCAAAAAGAAAAGUUAUGGUAGAAUCUGAUGAUAGUUCUGAUGAAGAAUGCUUUUGCUUGGUUUGCACUGAGCCAUUUAGCAGAAGUAAGCCUAAAGAAAAAUGGAUUAAGUGUUUCCAUUGUGAAUUUUGGUCAUACGAAGCCUGCACUGAUGGGGGAUUUCCUUAUAUUUGUCAUAACUGCGAUUCCGAUGAAGACUAA